Lodderomyces theae is the source of this 1314-nucleotide messenger RNA. RefSeq names its product proteasome regulatory particle base subunit (gene RPT4). Gene Ontology annotation, molecular function: ATP binding; ATP hydrolysis activity; proteasome-activating activity. The record is from RefSeq and is a predicted model, not a curated record. The transcript has a single exon. Bases 1 to 1314 code for a protein of 437 amino acids. Gene Ontology annotation, biological process: positive regulation of RNA polymerase II transcription preinitiation complex assembly. Gene Ontology annotation, cellular component: proteasome regulatory particle, base subcomplex; cytosolic proteasome complex. Lineage: Eukaryota; Fungi; Ascomycota; Pichiomycetes; Serinales; Debaryomycetaceae.
AUGGGUUCAGAUGAGAAUGAUCCUCUUUUGCAAGCUUUAAAUGCAGAACAACCCGGUGGCAACUCCGGAGAGAACAAUUCCAACAACCAAUCUGGUGCGGGUCAAGAAGCCAGUGGCAGUUCAAAUUCGCAAACAUCCGACCCAAUUGAUCCAGAAAGAGAGAGGGCACUUCUGAAGUUUAAAGACAAGUUACUUGAGCAUAGAAAAUGGGAUGCUAGGUUGAAAGAAUUACGGUUAGGAAUACGAGACUUGGAUAAGGAUUAUGAAAAAACUGAGAAUGACAUCAAGGCGUUACAAUCGGUGGGUCAAAUCAUUGGAGAGGUAUUGAAGCAAUUGGACGAUGAAAGAUUUAUUGUCAAGGCAUCUAGUGGGCCUCGUUAUAUUGUGGGUUGCCGAAAUACUAUCAAAAAGUCGAAUUUGAAAAACGGUGUUAGGGUAUCGUUGGAUAUGACCACUCUCACUAUCAUGAGGAUUUUGCCUAGGGAAGUUGAUCCGUUGGUUUACAACAUGACGACUUUUGAGCCUGGUGAAAUAUCGUUCAACGGUAUUGGUGGUUUAACUGAGCAAGUGAGAGAAUUACGUGAAGUUAUUGAAUUGCCAUUGAAAAAUCCAGAACUUUUCACAAGGGUUGGUAUCAAACCACCCAAAGGUGUCUUGUUGUAUGGUCCCCCCGGUACUGGUAAGACAUUGUUGGCCAAAGCUGUGGCGGCAACCAUCGGAGCAAACUUUAUCUUUUCUCCAGCCUCGGGGAUUGUGGACAAGUAUAUUGGUGAAAGUGCGAGGUUGAUUAGGGAGAUGUUUGCUUACGCUAAAGAACACGAGCCAUGUAUUAUCUUUAUGGAUGAAGUUGAUGCCAUUGGAGGUCGUAGAUUCAGUGAAGGAACCUCUGCAGAUCGUGAAAUCCAACGUACUUUGAUGGAGUUGUUGAACCAAAUGGAUGGGUUUGACACAUUGGGACAGACAAAGAUUAUUAUGGCCACAAAUAGACCAGAUACUCUUGAUCCCGCAUUGCUUAGAGCUGGUAGAUUGGAUAGAAAGAUUGAAAUUCCCUUACCCAACGAAGCUGGUAGAUUGGAAAUUUUCAAAAUCCACACCGCCAAAAUAGCAAAACAUGGAGAGUUUGACUUUGAAGCUGCCGUGAAAAUGAGUGAUGGUUUCAAUGGUGCGGAUAUCAGAAACGUGGUUACUGAAGCUGGGUUUUUUGCAAUUAGAGAUGACAGGGAGUAUAUUGUACAAAAUGACAUCAUGAAGGCUGUUAGGAAAGUGGCAGACAACAAGAAGUUGGAAGGUAAGUUGGAUUACGAGAAACUAUAA